This is a messenger RNA of Myotis davidii, 624 nucleotides long. It is a transcript of the gene PHOSPHO1, whose product is annotated as phosphatase, orphan 1. NCBI's taxonomy places the organism in Eukaryota, Metazoa, Chordata, Mammalia, Chiroptera, Vespertilionidae. Gene Ontology annotation, molecular function: phosphatase activity. The record is from RefSeq and is a predicted model, not a curated record. Gene Ontology annotation, biological process: bone mineralization involved in bone maturation.
AUGUGCCAGCGCCUCUGGCCGCGGCCCGCUAACCAGCCUCUCCCGGGUCGGCGCCCGCCGCGCCCGCUCUCGGGCGCGCGCUUCCUCCUGACCUUCGAUUUUGACGAGACCGUCGUGGACGAAAACAGCGACAACUUGAUCGUGCGCGCAGCGCCGGGCCAGCGGCUGCCGGAGAGCCUGAGCGCCACCUACGGCGAGGGCUUCUCCAACCAGUACCUGCUGAGGGUCUUCCAGUACCUGGGCGAGCAGGGCGUGCGGCCGGGGGACCUGCGCGCCGUCUACGAGGCCAUCCCCCUGUCCCCGGGCAUGGGCGACCUGCUGCAGUUCGUGGCCAAGCAGGGAGCCUGCUUCGAGGUGAUCCUCAUCUCCGAUGCCAACACCUUCGGCGUGGAGAGCGUGCUGCGCUCCGCCGGGCACCUGGGCCUGUUCCGCCGCAUCCGCAUCCUCAGCAACCCGUCGGGGCCCGACGCGCGGGGGCUGCUGGCGCUGCGGCCUUUCCACGCGCGCUACCCCAUGCACCGCCUGAUCCAGGAGGCGCAGGAGGCCGAGCACAGCCCCUUCCGCGCCACAGUGGAGCCCCGGGAGACCGCCCACGACGUGCGCCUCCAUCUGCAGCAGGCUUAG